CCUCACUUACUGCCUCCUUUCCUUCUUUCUCCCUCCGCCACCCGAGCACCAGCCGCGCUCCGCGCUGCCCCCGGGGUCCCUCCCCCGCCGCCAGAGGAACAGCCGCCGCCGCCGCCGCCGCCGCCAGCAGCACAUUUAGGAGGCGGAAGGAAGGAGAAAGGGGAGGAAGGGGAACCCGAGCGCCUGCCCUGAGGGAGCCAGUGAAUGGGCUUGUGGUGACCCCCGCCCCCCACCCCACCCUCCCUUCCCACCCGACCCCCAACCCCCAUCCCCAGUUGGAGCCGCCGCCCGAGAGGCCGGGCCGUCGUCUUGGGAGGAGUCGCCGCCGCCGCCACCUCCGUCAUGGAACUGAUCACCAUCCUCGAGAAGACCGUGUCUCCGGACCGGCUGGAGCUGGAAGCAGCGCAGAAGUUCCUGGAGCGUGCGGCCGUAGAGAACCUGCCCACUUUCCUUGUGGAACUGUCCAGAGUGCUGGCAAAUCCAGGAAACAGUCAGGUUGCCAGAGUUGCAGCUGGUCUACAAAUCAAGAACUCUUUGACCUCGAAAGAUCCAGAUAUUAAGGCACAAUAUCAGCAAAGGUGGCUUGCUAUUGAUGCUAAUGCUCGACGAGAAGUCAAAAACUAUGUUUUGCAGACUUUGGGCACAGAAACUUACCGGCCUAGCUCUGCCUCCCAGUGUGUGGCUGGUAUUGCUUGUGCAGAAAUACCAGUAAACCAGUGGCCAGAACUCAUUCCUCAACUAGUGGCUAAUGUUACAAACCCCAAUAGCACAGAACACAUGAAAGAGUCAACAUUGGAAGCUAUCGGUUACAUCUGCCAAGAUAUAUCUGAAAGGCACUUUAUUAUGCAGGUGGUCUGUGAAGCCACACAAUGUCCAGAUACAAGGGUACGAGUGGCUGCUUUACAGAAUCUGGUGAAGAUAAUGUCUUUGUAUUAUCAGUACAUGGAAACCUAUAUGGGUCCUGCUCUUUUUGCAAUCACAAUUGAAGCAAUGAAAAGUGACAUUGAUGAAGUGGCCCUACAAGGGAUAGAAUUCUGGUCCAAUGUCUGCGAUGAGGAAAUGGAUUUGGCCAUUGAGGCUUCAGAGGCAGCAGAACAAGGACGGCCCCCUGAGCACACCAGCAAAUUUUAUGCCAAGGGAGCACUACAGUACCUAGUUCCCAUCCUCACACAGACCCUGACAAAACAGGACGAAAACGAUGAUGAUGAUGACUGGAACCCCUGCAAAGCUGCAGGAGUAUGCCUCAUGCUUCUGUCCACCUGCUGUGAAGAUGACAUUGUGCCACAUGUCCUCCCCUUCAUUAAAGAACACAUCAAGAACCCAGAUUGGCGAUACCGGGAUGCAGCAGUGAUGGCUUUUGGCUGUAUCUUGGAAGGACCAGAACCCAAUCAGCUCAAACCACUAGUUAUACAGGCUAUGCCUACCCUAAUAGAAUUAAUGAAAGACCCCAGUGUGGUUGUUCGGGACACAACUGCAUGGACUGUGGGCAGAAUUUGUGAACUGCUUCCUGAAGCGGCUAUCAAUGAUGUCUACCUGACUCCCCUACUGCAAUGUCUGAUUGAAGGCCUCAGUGCUGAACCCAGAGUGGCUUCAAAUGUGUGCUGGGCCUUCUCUAGUCUGGCUGAAGCUGCUUAUGAAGCUGCAGAUGUAGCUGAUGAUCAAGAAGAACCAGCCACAUAUUGCUUGUCUUCUUCAUUUGAGCUCAUAGUUCAGAAGCUCCUAGAGACCACAGACAGACCUGAUGGACACCAGAACAACCUGAGGAGUUCUGCAUAUGAAUCUCUCAUGGAAAUUGUGAAAAACAGUGCCAAGGAUUGUUACCCUGCAGUUCAAAAGACAACUUUGGUCAUCAUGGAACGACUCCAGCAGGUGCUUCAGAUGGAGUCACAUAUCCAGAGCACAUCAGAUAGGAUCCAAUUCAAUGACCUUCAGUCUUUACUCUGCGCAACUCUUCAGAAUGUUCUUCGGAAAGUACAACAUCAAGAUGCUUUGCAGAUUUCUGAUGUGGUCAUGGCCUCCCUGUUAAGGAUGUUCCAAAGCACAGCCGGGUCUGGGGGAGUGCAAGAGGAUGCCCUGAUGGCCGUCAGCACACUGGUGGAAGUGUUGGGUAGUGAGUUCCUCAAAUACAUGGAAGCCUUUAAACCCUUCCUGGGUAUUGGAUUGAAAAAUUAUGCUGAGUACCAGGUUUGUUUGGCAGCUGUGGGAUUAGUGGGAGAUUUAUGCCGUGCUCUACAAUCUAACAUUUUACCUUUUUGUGAUGAGGUAAUGCAGCUACUACUGGAG
Messenger RNA from Dipodomys ordii (Ord's kangaroo rat), 2283 nucleotides. It is a transcript of the gene Kpnb1, whose product is annotated as karyopherin (importin) beta 1. Gene Ontology annotation, cellular component: cytoplasm; nucleus. The annotation marks the transcript as partial. The transcript is spliced from 16 exons. Gene Ontology annotation, biological process: protein import into nucleus. Gene Ontology annotation, molecular function: small GTPase binding; nuclear import signal receptor activity. The record is from RefSeq and is a predicted model, not a curated record. NCBI's taxonomy places the organism in Eukaryota, Metazoa, Chordata, Mammalia, Rodentia, Heteromyidae.